AUGGGAGUUCCAGGAUUUCAGGGGAUCAACGGGAUCCCAGGUCACCCUGGGCAGUCUGGACCUAGAGGCCUUCCUGGCCUGGAUGGCUGCAAUGGUACCACUGGGAGCCGUGGCAUUUCUGGACCAGAUGGGUUUCCUGGCCUACCUGGAUUGCCUGGUCGUCCUGGCCCAAAAGGCCUUAAAGGAGAACCUGUUUUUGCUCAAGGCAGUCUUAAAGGAAUGAAGGGUGAAAAUGGUCUUCCUGGAUUGGAUGGAGUUCCUGGCCCAAAAGGUUUUCCAGGUCCAAUAGGUCCUACAGGCCCUAUAGGAUUACCAGGUUUGCAGGGUCCAGUGGGUCCCCCUGGGCCACCAGGUCCAAAAGGUAACAUGGGAUUAGGCUUUCAAGGAGAGAAAGGAGAAAAGGGUGAUGUAGGGCUGCCUGGGCCUCCAGGUCCCCCACCAUCCACUGGAAUACUGGAAUUCAUGGGAUUUCCAAAGGGGAAGCAAGGAGAAAAGGGUGAACCAGGUCCUCAAGGAUUCCCUGGAGACCAAGGAUUGCCCGGCAUCCCGGGCUUUGGAGGUGUUGGAGAAAAAGGAGAAAAAGGUGUGCCUGGCUUACCAGGUGGAAGGGGCCUUUUGGGACUGGAUGGAUCUGAAGGAAUUCCAGGAAAAAAGGGCCAUCCGGGUGUUCCAGGCUAUCCAGGACUGGAUGGAGUUGAAGGCAUGAAGGGUGAAUUAGGUGACAUUGGUCCCCCAGGUCCGCCUGUCAUUAUUGACAGGGAAGGUGUAGUCAUUUCAGGUGCCCCAGGUGACCCUGGAAACGUGGGAAUACCUGGUCCUCCAGGAGACGAAGGGAUCAUUGGUUUACCUGGCCUUCCAGGGGCUCCAGGGUUUCCAGGCCUGGAGAGAGAUGGAAUGGGACCUGGAGGGUCUCCAGGUAUUCCAGGAGUCAAGGGUGAAGUGGGAGAACCAGGAAGAGCAACAGUUGGAAUACCAGGCCCUCCCGGCAGAGGUGGUUUACCAGGUCUGCCAGGAGCACCAGGAUUGCCUGGUUCACCAUCCCCUUCAUUCUCCCCAGUGAUAAUCCUGAGUGGAAGGACUGGGGCCCCGGGGGAGCCUGGGCAAAGAGGGCUUCCAGGAGCUUUGGGUCCAAAGGGCUACAAAGGGGAGGCAGGUGAUUGUUCUUGUGAUGGAGGAGUUACAAGAGCUGGUCUAAAAGGCAUCUCAGGUCCACCAGGUCCAUCGGGAAGCCCUGGUGUACCUGGUGCCAAGGGCGUUUGUGGAGACCCAGGCUCUGUGGGAGCACCAGGUCUGCGAGGCCGGCCGGCUUCAACUGGUCAGCAAGGACUUCCAGGUCUUAAGGGAGAAAAGGGGGAUCCAUCCUAUGCAACAGUCAAAGGUGCUCGUGGGGAUCGCGGUGCGACAGCACCCAGAGGACCUUCAGGUAUCCCAGGAACUCCAGGCAGGGAUGGACUUCCAGGCGUGCCAGGCCCACCAGGCCCUCCAGGUGAUGGUGGACUGGGUUUCCCAGGUGAAAAAGGUCUGCCAGGAUUACCUGGCUCCAAGGGCCAACGUGGAGAAAUUGGUUCUCCUGGCAUUGGAUACCCAGGUCCUAGUGGAGUUCGUGGACCACCAGGUGUCACUGGAAUGGAUGGGUUUCCAGGACAACCAGGUCUUCCAGGCCCUCCCGGUAUCACCUUGCCCUGCAUAGUUCCUGGAGCGUAUGGGCCCCCAGGGACUCCUGGCUUUCCAGGACUGCCAGGUCCCAAAGGCAGCAAAGGCUUUUCUGGCAUUCCAGGCCAACCUGGGUUACAUGGGUCUAAAGGACAGCCAGGGUCUCCAGGAAUCAUAGGCUUGCUAGGGGAACCUGGCUUCCCUGGACCUCGAGGAGAGCAAGGCCCACAGGGACUUCCAGGACUGGAUGGAACAGAUGGUUUGCCUGGGAAAAUGGGUGCUUCAGGCUUAGCUGGAAUAAAAGGAGCUCUUGGAGAUGUAUUUGGUGCUGAGAGUGGACCCCUGGGAGAGCGUGGCCAACCUGGACUUCCAGGUGAUAAAGGGCUUACAGGUGAUAUUGGAUUUCCAGGACCAAAAGGGCUGGAUGGAAGACCAGGCCUCCUGGGUGUUAAAGGUGAACAGGGUCGUGCAGGAUAUUCAGGUGUCCCUGGAUUGCGGGGACCUCCUGGCCCUGGAGGUCCUUUUGGCAUUAAGGGAAAACCAGGACCCUUGGGGUCAGCUGGCCUUGCAGGAGCACCAGGACUUCCUGGAGUCAAAGGUGUGACUGGGGAUGUAGGACCACAAGGCCCUGCUGGUAUGAAAGGCUUCCCAGGUCUUGAUGGUGCUCCAGGAUCUGCUGGGGAAAGAGGAUUCUUAGGGCCACCUGGGCCUUUUGGUCAGGAUGGACAUCCAGGUUUCUCUGGACCAAAAGGCGAGAAAGGGUCUUCUGGCCUGCUUGGUUUCCCUGGCAUGCCAGGACUGCCUGGUGUCCCUGGAGUGAAUGGGAUUAAAGGAGCUCCUGGCACAGCUGGAGGAAAAGGAAGUCCAGGAGUUGUGGGACUUCAAGGUCAAAAAGGUGACAGAGGUGAUAUAGGUCCACCAGGUCUUCCUGUUCUAUGGACUUCAGAACAGGCACUGCAAAUCAAAGGAGACAAAGGAGAUCCUGGAUUAGCUGGACUCGGAGGAUUCCCAGGACCUAGAGGUGAUAAAGGAAUCCCAGGAAGCCGUGGACAGCCUGGUGUCCCUGGUCCAGCUGGGUCAUCAAGCAAAGAGAGAGGUCUUCAUGGUGACCCAGGGUUCCCUGGUCCACCUGGGCAACCUGGUCUGCCAGGACAGAAGGGUGCACACGGCAUCAUGGGAUUUCCAGGAAUGCCAGGAGAGAGGGGUUCAGAUGGCACCACAGGAGCACUUGGAUUUCCAGGACCUAUUGGCCUUCCUGGUCCAAAGGGUGAACAGGGAGAGUCUGUUGGUGUUUCUGGCAUUCCUGGGCCAAAAGGGGAGAGAGGAGACCCGGGGUUUCCAGGAGAGAGAGGGAGAGAAGGACUCAAGGGUGAACCAGGCUACCCAGGAAACACUGGGGUGAAUGGACCCAAAGGCAGCCCAGGAGAUCUUGGCCAAGAAGGACCAGCAGGAAUCCCUGGAAAUGCUGGGCUGAGAGGAGCCCCUGGCCCACCAGGACCCCCAGGACAGCCAGGAUCUGUUGGAUUCCCUGGAGCUCAUGGAACAGCAGGACCUAAAGGGUUUCAUGGAUUUCCAGGUUUAAAUGGCCUGAAUGGCUUGCAAGGCACAAAAGGGUCUCCUGGAACACCAGGUCUGAGUGAAGCUGGACUGAAAGGUCCUGCAGGUCUCCCAGGUGUGAAGGGUGAAGAAGGCUCUCCAGGCUUGGGAAGAGGAGCUGCAGGAUUCCCUGGACCAAAAGGCUCAUCUGGAGACAGGGGUCCCCCUGGUCCUAUGGGACUGCCUGGCCUGCCAGGAACACCUGGAGUUUCUCUUCCAUCUGAUAUACGUGGGAGACCUGGAGAUACUGGCAUUCCAGGCACUGAUGGGAGUUCAGGUUUUCCAGGUCCUCCAGGACCACGAGGGCCCCCUGGCCCAGCUUCUGAUCAAGGUGACACAGGCACUCCAGGUUUCCCCGGCGUUCUUGGCUUGAGAGGCAUUAAGGGUGACGUGGGACCCACUGGUCCAAUUGGACUCCCUGGAGCAUCUGGAUUCAAAGGUGCAAGAGGUGAGCCUGGCCUGAUGGGCAUGCCAGGUAAAGAUGGGCCUCCAGGGGAUCCUGGUUAUGCUGGGCCGAAAGGUGAAACGGGCCAUCGAGGUCUUCCUGGCAGACCAGGGGCUCCAGGAAUCACCCCACAGCCAGAAGAAAUGACAGCCCCUGCAGGAUUGCCUGGUCUGCCAGGAAUUGAUGGUAUUCCUGGCUUUGAUGGAGAUCCUGGAUUCCAUGGCCCAGCUGGAAAACCAGGCCCAAAAGGUUUGCCAGGAAGAUCUGGUUUGAAAGGACGUGAUGGCUUACCUGGAACUCCUGGCAUAGCUGGGGAUCCAGGACUUUCAGGUGUCCCAGGACCACAGGGAUUUGAAGGUGUUGCUGGGAAGCCAGGUUCCCUUGGCUUGCCGGGAAUGCCUGGUCGGAGCGUGGGUGUUGGAUACACUCUGGUGAAGCACAGUCAGUCAGACCAGAUCCCCCCGUGUCCCAUAGGGAUGAAUAAGCUCUGGGAUGGCUACAGCUUAUUGUAUGUGGAGGGGCAGGAGAAGUCACACAACCAGGAUCUCGGUUUUGCUGGCUCAUGUUUGCCUCGCUUCAGCACCAUGCCUUUUAUUUACUGCAGCAUCAAUGAAGUGUGCUACUAUGCCAGCCGAAACGACAAGUCCUACUGGCUCUCCACCACUGCUCCCAUCCCCAUGAUGCCUGUGGACAGUGUCCAGAUCCCACAGUACAUCAGUCGGUGCUCUGUGUGUGAAGCACCUUCCCAGGCAGUGGCUGUGCACAGCCAGGACAUCACCAUCCCACAGUGUCCCCUGGGCUGGCGCAGCCUGUGGAUAGGAUACUCCUUCCUUAUGCACACUGCUGCAGGGGCGGAAGGUGGAGGCCAGUCCCUUGUCUCACCUGGUUCCUGCCUGGAGGAUUUCCGAGCCACUCCAUUCAUUGAGUGCAAUGGUGCUCGGGGAACGUGCCAUUACUUUGCCAACAAGUACAGCUUCUGGCUGACCACGGUGGAGCAGGAGCAGCAGUUUGUCAGUGCUCCUCUCUCAGAGACUCUGAAAGCGGGGCAGCUUCGGACUCGCGUCAGCCGCUGCCAGGUGUGCAUGAAGAACUUGUAG
Messenger RNA from Cinclus cinclus, 4791 nucleotides. It is a transcript of the gene COL4A6, whose product is annotated as collagen type IV alpha 6 chain. Gene Ontology annotation, cellular component: collagen trimer. The transcript has 41 exons. The coding region runs from base 1 to 4791 and encodes 1596 amino acids. Gene Ontology annotation, molecular function: extracellular matrix structural constituent. The record is from RefSeq and is a predicted model, not a curated record. NCBI's taxonomy places the organism in Eukaryota, Metazoa, Chordata, Aves, Passeriformes, Cinclidae.